This is a messenger RNA of Melopsittacus undulatus (budgerigar), 1948 nucleotides long. It is a transcript of the gene MAP3K7CL, whose product is annotated as MAP3K7 C-terminal like. The transcript is spliced from 6 exons. Bases 554 to 979 code for a protein of 141 amino acids. Gene Ontology annotation, cellular component: nucleus; cytosol. The record is from RefSeq and is a predicted model, not a curated record. Lineage: Eukaryota; Metazoa; Chordata; Aves; Psittaciformes; Psittaculidae.
GACUAAUGAAUUAAAAAUCUUGGGCUCGCCACAGUUUGCUGCUUAAUAAUGCCUGUGACAGAAGGAUUUUUUCCUCACUGAAGCGUGACAGCAUCAUAAUCCCUCGUCACUGGCAAGGAGAGGAAGGAAAAGUGGAAUUGUGGAGAAAAGCGGAAAAGGGUGAUCUUUUGGGACAGCAAAGCCUAUGGGAAGUGCAGGUAGCAGCAUGUUGCCCUGACAGCUGUCUCAGCUUCUCAGACCUUGUCAGUUUGUUGCUAUGCAGCAGGUGCAGCCUUUUCUUUUAUUGAAGCUUUACUCCAUAAAGGCAACGACAAGCCAAGGCAGUGGCUGGCCCUGGAUUAUACAAGUGCAGACACUCCGCUAAGUGAGGGUUUCAUCUCAGUAAAACUACUUUUUGGGAUUGGUGGUCUCAGAAGAAAGACCGAGGACUGAGUAAGGUCCCGAUCCAGGAGUCAAACCCAUGCAGACAGACCCCUACACCUGCACAGAGUUCCACUGAAGAAUCACCACCAAGCUGGAACAAACAAGUAAAAGCAUUGACUCAAGUGCCCACAUGAUCACCACCGCCAGGGUACCUGCUGAUAAACCAGUACGAAUUGCCUUCAGCCUGAAUGAAUCCCCAGAUGAUGCUUCCUCUGAAAACUUCCCUCUGACAUUUCCAGAACUAGAUCAGCAGCUGCAGCCACUGCCUCCUUGUCAUGACUCUAAAGAAUCUAUGCAGGUGUACAAACAGCACUGCAAAAUAGCAGAAGAGUACCAUGAGGUCAAGAAAGAAAUUGCUCUGCUGGAAGAAAGAAAAAAGGAGCUGAUCGCCAGGCUGGAACAAGUGGAAAAAGAAAGCAUGGAUGCUGCUCAGCUGGCCAAGGAGUAUGCGGAACUGACAGAGGAGAACCGAACACUGAAGCUGGCCCAGACACAGUGUGUAGAGCAACUGGAAAAGCUCAGAAUACAGUACCAAAAGAGACAGGGGUCCUCAUAACUCUCAACUAGUUUAUGUGAGGCAGUUAAUACAGGAUUGGUCCUGUGCUGGAGUUUUUAAAAUAAAGGUCUGUUUAAUAUGUUAUAAUACUCUACUACAGAUACAGAGCGUGUAGAAGUCUAUAUUUGAUUUAAUGCUUGCCAUCCAGUAGCUUAAUAUAAUGGAUAUUUCAUCCAUUAUAUAAUGGAUAUUUUAUUUCAAGUAACAUAAUUGAAGUUAAUCUAUUCCCAUUAUAUGUUCUAGUAGAUCAAGUUUCUUUUCUAAACAUAUUUCUUCCAAUUUAAGAAGAUAUGGACACACUAGAAAAUGAUAUAAAUAGUCUCUGUGUUGGAAAUUUGGACCAUACUAAGGCAUACAACAGGGACAAUGUUCAUAUAUGGAAUACAUGUAUGUUAAUUUUAGUUUGGUGAAGAUUUUUUUAAUUAUUUUCCUCAUGCCUGAAAUGUUUGGAAGUUAUAUUAAAACAGGUCUCCCCACUGGUAAAAACUAUACUUCAUUAUCCCAUGUCAACUUUACAUUGUUGUAUAAAAUCUGAGAAAUUACACAUUAAAAAUUGAAGUAACAUAAUUAUUUUUAUCAAAUGCGUGUACUGCCACUAAUAAUUUGCAAGUAAUGAAAUUAAAAGGAAACUAAUGAGGUCAGAAAUUCUUUCUGUGAGCAUAAAGGUAGCUUGAGAGUCUUUUUGUUGUACUUUUGGGCAUGCAAGUAAUUAACAUAAGAACACUACCAUCAUAGUUUCAAGUGAGAGUAUGUCUGUAAAAGUACUGUGAUUAUGUUUUGUUCUUAUUUUAUGGCCUGUUUUGAAACAUAAACAGCUGUAAGUAGGGACAGGAGUUCCAUCAUAUACUAAUAACCUGGAAGUAAAAUGUUAAUCUUAUUUGCUCUAUUUAUCCCUGUAUUUUCCUAGAUAACUGAAAUUUCUGUCUUAUACUUCCGUUUCUAUUCAUACAGUAUUUUUUUCAUUAAAAG